GAUUGGAGGGUGGGGAAAAGGGCGGGAUUUGAGGGCUGAGGGGAGGAGGGCUCUGAUUGGAUGAAGGGGUUGAAGGCGGGAUUUGGGUGCUGAGGUGGGGAGGGCUGUGAUUGGGUGAAUGAAAGAGGGCGGGAUUCGGGUGCUGAGGGGAGGAGGAUGAUGAUUGGUUGAUUGGGUUAAAGGGGGAGGGACUUGGAGCGCGGCGAGCGGUGAUUGGAGGAUGGGGAAAAAGGGCGGGAUUUGAGGGCUGAGGGGAAAAGGGUUCUGAUUGGAUGAGGGUUGAAGGCGGGAUUUGGGUGCUGAGGUGGGGAGGGCGGUGAUUGGCUGGCUACGGGGUGUGGGCGGGGAUUCGGAGUUGGAGGGCGCUGAUUGGGUGAACGGAAUGAGGGCGGAGCUUGAGGCUGAGGGGAGGAAGGAGUUGAUUGGCUGCGGGGAGAAGGCGGGAUUUUGAGGUCUGAGGGAGAGAGGGCGCUGAUUGGCUGGUUGAGACGAGCAGGCGGGGAUUGGAUAAUGGCGUGCUCUGAUUGGCUGGAGGAGAGCGAAGGGCGGGGCUUGAUGCUGAGGCGAUGAGGGCGGGGAUUGGCCGACCGUGGGGUGAGGCGGGAAGAACGCGAGGCGCUCUCCGAUUGGCCCGUUGGAACGGAGAGGCGGCGGAGCGCUCUCUGAUUGGCGGAGAGCGGUGGCGGGACGUCACGUGAUCCUCGGGGGUGGCCGCUCUAUCUCCGCUCUCCUCUCUAUGGUUCCGCUCUGAGGCCGGAAGCGGAAGUGCGGCGCGAUGCGGAAGUGCCGCGCCGUUGCCCGGCGGGUGCCAACAUGGCGGCGGAGACGGCGGCGGUUGGGGGGGGAGGGGGAGAGAGCGGAGCUGCAGCCAAAGGCAGUGUCCGUCAGACGGCCGUGACGCUGCACGGCGCCGUGAUGUCUCAGCCCGGGGACGCGCUGCGCCUGGCGGUGCCGUCCCUCAUCUACACCCUGCAGAACAACCUGCAGUACGUGGCCAUCUCCAACCUCCCAUAUCCUGCCCCAUAGGUGACCUACCAGCUGAAGAUCCUGACGACGGCUCUGUUCUCGGUGCUGCUGCUGGGCACGUCAUUAUCUCGCCUCCAAUGGUUUUCCUUGGCUCUCCUCUUUGCCGGCGUCGCGUUGGUCCAAACCGAACAACCCUCAGCCCCACAUCCACCCCCCGCCCCCCCCCAGCAUUACCUGACGGGGCUGGCGGCCGUCGGAGCCUCUUGUCUCUCAUCGGGUUUCGCCGGCGUCUACUUUGAGCGUCUCCUCAAGAGCUCCAAGUCGUCCAUAUGGGUCCGUAACGCCCAGCUGGGGGUCAUAGGCACCGUCGUCGGCCUGGCCGCCAUGUUGGCCGCCGAAGGUCGCGCCGUGGUGACGUUUGGCUUCUUCCAUGGUUACACCGCAGCCGUAUGGGCCGUAGUGGUGAACCAGGCGGCCGGGGGGCUGUUGGUGGCCGUGGUGGUGAGAUACGCCGAUAACAUCAUGAAGGGAUUCGCCACCGCGCUCUCCAUCGUGGCGUCCACGGCGGCGUCGGCGCAGCUCUUCGGGUUCAGGCCCAAAGGGGCGUUUGUGGUCGGUACCGUCAUGGUGGUGGUGGCUGUGUAUCUCUAUGGGAGGCCAAGAGGAGGAAAAGGGGCGGACAACGCGGACGGACACGCAGGCGGUCUCCCUCCAAGGAUAAAGGCUCCUGAUGGGACCAGCCACCCCUUCCGGGCCAUAUAGGGGCCGUACCGCCCCCCACCCGCCCCCUAUAGGAGCCAUAUGCACCCCACCGUACCCCAUAGGAUGCAUAUGCCCUAUAGAAACCGUAUGGUUUUCAUAUGCCCCAUAGAAUCCAUAUGGGUUUACUUACUCUUCCUAUAGGGGCCCUUUAAACCCUAUAGGAACCAUAUGGAUCUCUCCACACCCCAUAGGAGCCACUUGGGUUCCCCGUGCCCUAUAGGGGCUGUAGGGACCCUUGAAGCCCUAUGGGGCCAUAUGGAGCCUUAGAGCCUUCCAGGAACUAUACGGUCACUGUGUGCCUUAUAGGAGCCCUAUAGGAGCUUUAGGAGCCAUAUGGAUGCCCUAUAUACCCUAUAGGAACCAUAUGGACCCUCCAUGACCUAUAUGGACCCCCACCCCCCAUAUAUAUGUGCCCUUUAUACCCUAUAGAACCAUCCCUGGGCCCUAUAGGAGCUCAGUGGAGCCAUAUGGACCCCCUAUAUACCCUAUAGGAACCAUAUGGACCCCCUAUAUACCCUAUAGGAGCCAUAUGGACCCCCUAUAUACCCUAUAGGAACCACAUGGACCCCC
Molecule: messenger RNA, 2298 nt
Organism: Coturnix japonica (Japanese quail)
Lineage: Eukaryota; Metazoa; Chordata; Aves; Galliformes; Phasianidae
Source: RefSeq, a predicted model, not a curated record